CCGCGGGGCAGCGCUGGAGUGAGCGGGGGCGUCAUGGUGUCCCCGCGGUGGCCGCGUCCCGGCCUGGCGCGGCUCUGGGGCUUGUGCUGCGCGCUGCUGGGCUGCUGGCGCGGCGCGCCCGCCUGCCCCGCGUCCUGCCGCUGCAGCCCGGGGCGCGUCUGGUGCGCGGAGCCGGCGCCGGGCAUCGCCUCCUUCCCCGUGCCGCAGCGCAGCGCCGAGGGACACAAUGUCACCGAGAUUUACAUUGCGAACCAGCAUAAAUUAGAAAGUAUCAAUGACAACGAAGUUGGAUUUUAUGUUGGACUUAAAAAUUUGACUGUGGUGGAUUCAGGUUUACGGUUUGUGUCCCGGCAGGCAUUUGUGAAAAAUGUCAACCUACAAUACAUCAACUUGUCCAGAAACAAGCUCUCAAGUUUGUCCAAGAAGCCUUUUCGCCAUCUGGGUUUGACUGAUCUGAUAUUGCUGGAUAAUCCAUUCAAGUGUUCCUGUGAAAUUAUGUGGAUCAAGAAAUUUCAAGAGGCCAAGUUCUACACAGAAACUCAGGAUUUAUAUUGCACAGAUGACAACARCAAGAGGACAGCUUUGCUGGAUAUGAAGAUUCCAAACUGCGACCUGCCCUCAGCAAAUCUAAGCAAUUACAACCUCACUGUUGUGGAAGGAAAGAGCAUAACACUGUAUUGUGAUACUACUGGAGGGCCACCCCCUAACGUGUCCUGGGUGCUCACUAAUUUUGUUUCAAACCAUGAGAGUGACACAAGCAAAAAUCCUGCCUCGCUAACCAUAAAAAACRUUUCAUCCAUGGACAGCGGACUGUGGAUUUCUUGCGUAGCGGAGAACAUUGUGGGAGAGGACCAGGCAUCUGCCGAGCUCACGGUGUUCUUUGCACCAAAUAUCACAUUUAUUGAAUCUCCAACACCGGACCACCACUGGUGCAUUCCAUUCACUGUGAAAGGGAACCCUAAACCCACACUGCAGUGGUUCUAUGAAGGGGCUAUCCUGAAUGAGUCCGAAUACAUCUGUACUAAAAUACAUGUUAUCAAUCAAAGUGAAUACCAUGGCUGCCUUCAGCUGGACAACCCUACCCACCUGAACAAUGGUGCUUAUACAUUACUGGCAAAGAACGAGUAUGGAGAGGACGAAAAGCGUGUUGAUGCCCAUUUCAUGUCAGUGCCUGGCGAUGGUAGUGGCCCAAUUGUGGAUCCAGACGUUUAUGAGUAUGAAACCACACCCAAUGAUCUUGGAGACACCACAAAUAACAGUAAUCAAAUCACUUCUACGGAUGUUUCCAACAAAGAGAAUGAAGAUAGCAUCACCGUUUAUGUUGUGGUGGGAAUUGCAGCAUUGGUGUGCACUGGCUUAGUGAUAAUGCUAAUUAUUCUGAAGUUUGGAAGACACUCUAAGUUUGGGAUGAAAGUUCAUGGUGAAGUAAAAGGAGUUGGUCUGGUAGAUCAAAUAUGGCUUUCAUUGCAAGACUGCGAUAAUGAAGAACAAGUAAUGGUGACUGUCAACAAUGAUGUACAUAAUAACUCAACUGCAUCUGAUAACAACAGACUGGGUCCUUCUUCAGUAAUCAGCAAUGAUGAUGAUUCAGCAAGUCCCCUCCAUCACAUCUCAAAUGGCAGUAACACUCCGUCUUCUUCUGAGGGAGGUCCAGAUGCAGUCAUCAUCGGAAUGACUAAGAUUCCUGUCAUUGAAAAUCCCCAGUACUUUGGGAUUACUAACAGUCAACUCAAGCCAGACACCUUUGUUCAGCACAUCAAGCGCCACAAUAUCGUUCUUAAAAGAGAACUGGGAGAAGGAGCCUUUGGGAAAGUCUUUCUGGCUGAGUGCUAUAACCUCUGUCCCGAGCAGGACAAGAUCUUGGUGGCAGUCAAGACACUUAAGGAUGCCAGUGACAAUGCCCGUAAGGACUUCCACCGUGAGGCAGAGCUGCUCACGAACCUGCAGCACGAGCACAUUGUCAAGUUCUACGGCGUCUGCGUCGAGGGCGAUCCACUCAUCAUGGUCUUUGAGUAUAUGAAGCACGGAGAUUUGAACAAAUUCCUCAGGGCACACGGACCAGAUGCAGUACUGAUGGCAGAAGGCAACCGUCCCGCUGAGCUGACCCAGUCCCAGAUGCUCCACAUUGCCCAGCAGAUUGCUGCUGGGAUGGUUUACCUGGCGUCACAGCACUUUGUGCAUCGGGAUCUUGCUACCCGGAAUUGCCUGGUUGGUGAGAACCUGCUGGUGAAGAUUGGGGAUUUUGGGAUGUCCAGAGAUGUGUACAGCACAGACUACUAUCGGGUUGGGGGCCACACCAUGCUGCCCAUUCGUUGGAUGCCUCCAGAGAGUAUCAUGUACAGGAAGUUUACCACAGAAAGUGACGUCUGGAGCCUGGGGGUUGUUCUAUGGGAAAUCUUUACCUAUGGCAAGCAGCCAUGGUAUCAGCUCUCAAACAAUGAGGUGAUUGAGUGCAUCACUCAGGGCCGAGUCCUGCAGCGACCUCGCACAUGCCCCAAGGAAGUGUAUGACUUGAUGCUGGGUUGUUGGCAACGAGAGCCUCACAUGAGGCUCAACAUCAAAGAAAUCCAUUCCCUCCUCCAGAACUUGGCCAAGGCAUCUCCAGUCUACCUGGAUAUUUUAGGCUAAUGCCUCCUAGCAUUUCUUCUUAUGGGCUGCGUGAAUGAAUGUGUUCAACUGCCGCUGAACUCCAUUAAAAUGUGUUCUUAACUUUGACAGUAUUAAUGACAAAGUUGUGGAGAAGCUUUCAAAGGGCAAGCAAUGUGCACUUCUCCAUCUGUAGACACAGUAUUGACUUUUAAGACAUUAUUAAGACAUAUUUCUUCUCUCUCUCUCUCUCUCUCUCUCUAUCUUUCAGUUUCUAUCAUUCUUUCUCUCUCCUCUCUUUCUAAACAGUUUGGCUUCUGCAUUAUUGUAACUCUGCAUAGACAAAGGCCUUAAAAACCUGAUCUGUUAUAUCAGCAGACUCUCCAGUUUGCCCACCACAACUAACAAUGCCUUGUUGUAUUCAUGCCUUUGAUGUGGAUGAAAAAAAGGGAAAAAUAUAUUUGACUCGAACUUUGUGAUUUCUGCUGUACAGAAACUGGGAGUUUCUAUGGAUUCACCUCAAUUUUUUUGCUUCAGCAUGUGGGUGGACAAAGAAGCCUACUGUUGUCUACAUGAAGCUUAUUUCUUGUGGGGAUAACGCCAAAUGGCGAAAAAAAAAACAGCAUUUUGAGAUGCACUGUCUGGAGAAACUAUGGGAUCAGAUGGCAUCCAACUCCACUAAAAAAAAAAAAACACUGAAAUGAUUUGAUGGAAGCAAGAGGGAGUUUAGCACUUUCCUGGAGAGAUUGUUCAAGGAGAUGCUUGGCCAGCACUUUUCAUUAACAGAUACAAGUCUAUGGUAAAAGAUAAAAAGAUGCUGCUUGCAGCGCACACAAUUGUGGUACAUCAUGAUAAACUAAACCCAUGCCCAUUUUGUCUUCUGGUAGGAUAUUGUCAUGCCACUGGUAUAAAAAUGUUUUCCAGCUCAUCUUUGGUAAUAAAGGUUGAAGCUAGGCUUAAUACUGUACAAUAUUAAUUUCAGGAUCAAGUGUUGAAAUAACGGUUUUGAUAAGAUAGGGCAAGCUCUUGAUUCUGGGGUAGGUGUAUCCUAUACUGUGCUUGUCCAGGAGCAUAUUCCUUAAUUCCUCAAAACUUUUUUUUUUUUUUGUUUUCAACCAUGCAGCCAAAACUGUGCAUGGUCUUCAUUGACUAAUGCCCUUUGUGCAGAAACUGUCAUUCAUCUUGUAGUACACCCUAUUAGGCAUAGCAAACUCAUAAUGGUAUAACUUAUAUUUCAUUAAAUGGAGCUAAUGGAGGACAUUAGCUGUGUUUAAAUGCCUUUACAAUGUUACAGAUACAAUAGGCUGAUAUUACAUGAGUAAUGUAAAACACGGAGAUUGCUGGUUAUGUUUGAGCCAUGACAGAGAACAGUGGGAUCCCUGGAGAAAACAAAUGUGACUCUGAGGUUAUGGCUUACUAUUCAGAGAGCACACACCCUGAGCUCAGCACCACAUUCGUAUCAGUGCCAGUACUGUCAUUCUCAGCAUCCACUUAAUCUUAAAUUAUUUCUUUUUGUUUGGAUGGGCAUUGUACGUGUACAGCAUUUGCAUGGCCACUUUGUUGAUGACAACUGCAUGGGCAUAUUUGUUUUUUUUUCAAACCGGAGGUUGAAGAUUUCCAAUUUAGACUUAGGAUUAUUUCUAAUAUGAAUUCUUACAAACAAAAACCUACCAUAACCUAUUUCUCAAGACUUUGGCCUCCCUCUGUGAGGGGGCAUUAUUGCAAAAAAGAAGUUAUCUUUCUUUUCUUUUUCUUAUUUAUUUCUUCUUAAUAAUAUGAGCAAGAUCAAAAUAGUCCUUCAUCUAUGUGUUAGGGGUAUUUUAUUUAAUAAAUUAAGCAUUUUAUUUUUGUAAGUGUUUCCAUAACAUUUUUAAUACAUGAUUUGCUUGCAUAUAUUAUUCAUUGAGGCACUUUAGUUUUUUUCUUCAGAAACUUUUYGAAGUAGUAGUAAAGAUUUUGAACAUUUUUGAAAGAAAAGUUUACUGGACAGUGAUGGAGUUUUACCCUUCUCAAUGUCAUUGAAAAGACAGCAUUACAAAUAAACAUGACAGUGUAACUAUAAAGCCAUACUCAGUAUUCUUUAAUAAACUAGGUGUUAUUUCUUAUCUUCUGCUGAACUGGAAACACUGAAAAAGCCAGAGGAAGAUUCCUACAAAAUGGGCCUUAAGAUUUUAUCUAGAAUGUCUUGUAAGUUCACAGUGAAUGUUGGAUAAUGAUGAGCAUCCAGUGAAAUCUAUCUGCUUGAGAAUCUGAAUUUUGCUUUUGAAGGAUUUUGAAGUCCAUUUUCAAUAUAACAGAAGGGGGAGAAGGAAGAUGUCAGAGCCUGCCGAGGCUGUAUGAUGGGAAAGGAUUCCAGGUGUUGGUAAGGGAAGCUUCUGCCUGAUGCAUUCUCUCUUAGUUCCUUAGAAGCUUUAGAAAAAAGCAUCUGAGAUGCUCUUCUCUUGGAAAGCAGGCUCUAGCCUGAAAGCAACCAGGUGGGUUUUGCAAGCAUUGAAAGAAUGUAUACCAAAAAAAAAAAAAAAAAGAAAAGAAAACCAACAACAAACCAACAAGACCCUGAAUUUGUACUUAGAGGCAUCUUCUUUUUGAUUCACUAGUGAGACUCUUAGAGUUAUUUCAGAAAAUAAAUAGUGUUGCAAUGCAUUGUGCAAUAACAUAGCAGUAUGUUAAACUUCUAAAGGACCAAAUGUUCUUCAGAGCCACUGGUAUGGAUAACCUUGACCUAUAUCAUAAAUGUUCUUGAUAGUGCGUAAAAUGUAUAAUCAGAGUAGACAAGCUGUUAACUAUAGCUAUACAUGUUUUGCGUUUAUUCAUGAAAAAGUGGGUAAGUGUAGCAAAAUGAGUAAAGAAGAAGAAAUGUGCUAAAAUCACAGUAUGGGGUGAGUAUAUGUGCACAUUCAUCAUGCUUGCACUGUCAGCUAAAUCAUGUACACUGAGUAAAUAUGACAAUCAAGCUCAUUUAAAAAGUCUGGGCUAUGCUAUAAACUGAUCAUAUAUAUAAUAUAUAUUAUAUAUGUGUGUUUACAUAUGGCAUAUAUAUAUACACACACAUAGCAUAUACAUGUAUGCGUAUGUCUGUUGUAUUUUAUUUAUAUAUGUGCAGACAUGCAUGCACAUUAUGAGCUGUGUGUAUAUGUAUAAAUUUACAUACACCUAUGUGAUUACAAAUGAUAAUUAGAAUAGAGUGCUAUUAAUAAAUUGAUAAAAGUCUGCUGAGUAACCAAAACCAUUUUUUUUUCUUUUGAUGUUUCUUUUUCUAUGUUUUUAAGACUCAACUUUUUAACUGGUGUGCAGCAGAGGAAGUGCUAGAAUGUCAGAGAUACAAUGACAAGCACUUUUUUUCCCCUAACUGAUUGCAUAAAAAUGAUUUACCAUUCCUAUAUCACUUGUUGAUUUCUCACAAGGAAAUGAACAGAUUAGCAUCUAGCUCCAAAAGCAGAGUAUGAUUUACCAUCAUUUUUGGAUUUGUGCUAUUGUUUUAUUGUCCUGGAAUAACAGUGCAGCUCUGUUAGCAUUUUAUACUCAUCUGCGGUAACAAAAAAUUCCAAGAAUGAGCUGGACUGUUCAGACUGCAACACAACUUGUAGGACAGUGGUGAGAACACCAAAAUUCAGCAGUAAUAAUAGCAGCAUUUGCCACAUUUUGUCCUUCACCCUCCAUAAAUCUGCAGAACUCAGUACUGUGUAGAACAGAUAUUUGUAAAGUAGCA
Molecule: messenger RNA, 6295 nt
Organism: Nothoprocta perdicaria
Lineage: Eukaryota; Metazoa; Chordata; Aves; Tinamiformes; Tinamidae
Gene: NTRK2
Product: neurotrophic receptor tyrosine kinase 2
Exons: 19
Coding region: 34-2628 (864 amino acids)
Biological process (GO): homophilic cell-cell adhesion; positive regulation of kinase activity; cell surface receptor protein tyrosine kinase signaling pathway
Cellular component (GO): plasma membrane; neuronal cell body; signaling receptor complex
Molecular function (GO): brain-derived neurotrophic factor receptor activity; axon guidance receptor activity; brain-derived neurotrophic factor binding
Source: RefSeq, a predicted model, not a curated record